This is a messenger RNA of Ordospora pajunii, 327 nucleotides long. RefSeq lists its product as uncharacterized. The transcript has a single exon. The coding region runs from base 1 to 327 and encodes 108 amino acids. The record is from RefSeq and is a predicted model, not a curated record. Gene Ontology annotation, biological process: transmembrane transport. Gene Ontology annotation, cellular component: membrane. Lineage: Eukaryota; Fungi; Microsporidia; Ordosporidae.
AUGAUCAAAAGUUUUAUUCUUGGCUUUCCGUUUCCUAGGUUUGGAAGAAAGAAGCCGUGUGAAGCGAUUCCAAGGAUUGCAUUAUCGAUGGCGAUGCUUAAGCCACUGAGUGUUAUUGCUCCAAAGGUUCUGACGGACGAUUUCUACAAGGGUGCGAUGGCGUUUGCAACAUGCCCGUUUGGCGUUGGAGACAGAAUCAGAAUCGACAAGUAUGACGGUGUUGUAAAGGACAUGUCGUUCUGGUACCUAGUGCUUGAAAGGCCAAAGGGAUAUGUUUAUAUUCCAACCUCACAUGUUUAUAACACAGCCAUUGAGCUAUUGAAAUGA